This is a messenger RNA of Anarrhichthys ocellatus (wolf-eel), 4352 nucleotides long. It is a transcript of the gene ttc27, whose product is annotated as tetratricopeptide repeat domain 27. The transcript has 18 exons. The record is from RefSeq and is a predicted model, not a curated record. Lineage: Eukaryota; Metazoa; Chordata; Actinopteri; Perciformes; Anarhichadidae. The coding region runs from base 215 to 2536 and encodes 773 amino acids. Gene Ontology annotation, molecular function: protein binding.
UUGAUUAAUUCUCCCACAAUGCAAUGCGUAUCUGUCAUGGCUGCUCGCUGAUACCACUUGCGCCACAUGUGUGGAAAUAAACAUUGUAUCUCUGACUGAGAAACACCUACUUGGCUCAUUAAGAAAACGAUUAAUCGCUGGCUCUGAUCUAGGACCGUCCAGACUGAAGGCAGCAGCUUUCACUUCACUUUAGCGGGAACCAGAGGCGCUAGCGAUGCAGCUGGACGUAGAGAUCCCCGUCCUCCGAGGCUUUUUAACACCCAGCGAGGCAACGGAAUGGAAGCAGAAUGUUUUCAAUACUGCAGAGUCGGGCCCCCUGCUGGAGUCCUUGAUGGAGGGGGACUUUGAGGCUGUUCUGCUGAGCCCCCAGGUGUUAGAUCUGCUCACUGGAGAUGGCAGCUGCAGCGAGGGGGAGGACAUCGAGGCCUACCUGGAGAAACGGGUCUUGCAGUACCUUGAUGAUGACCACACCAAAAGGGAGCUGGCGGUGAUGGCCCUGGCUGUCUCUUGCCUCCACAUGUUUGCCCAGAGUAACUGGACUGGUCCUCCUCUCUCCAUCCAUAUCUCUGAAGUGCUGCCUCAGACCCUGCUCUCAUCUCAGCCCCAGACCGUGGUUGAGGCCAUUCACUCCAGCCUGCUCCUGGAUGGGGAGUCUGUGUACAGCCUGGUGGCUAACCCCUUCCUCCUCCUGCUGGCCAGGGUUAUUCUCACCAAGUGCUCCUCGAAGAUGGACAGCCUCCAGCUGCUGCCGUGGUGGACUCUGCGCUACAUCAGCCUGCACCAGCAGAUCCUGGAGUCCCGUUCUCCACAGCUCCUAGACUUGGCCCAAAGCAGCAUUGACAAAGUGCUGAAAUGUCAGUCUCUGUUGUCGGAGCAGAGAAACCUGGCUAUCCAUUUCCACCUGGAGUGUGUCUACACCUUUCUGACCUACUAUGAGUACCAGCCAGCCAAGGAACACAUCAAGAAGGCCCAGGAGCUCUCAGGGCUGAAUAUCAACACGACUGGGGCUCUUGGCAAGCGGACCCAUUUCCAGCAAAAGUACUUGGCUCAGCUCAUUCUUGAGGUCGAGAGAGAGCAGGACCAGCCUGGCUGGGUGGAUGAUGAGCUCAGUCCCACCCCCACUCCUCAGGCCAGCCUGCCCAAGGACUACGCUCUGGGUGAUGAGACCCGGCUGGAUAAGAUCAAUUUAGCGGCUCCAGAUCAGUAUGAGCUGCCUGACCUCAGCGCUGAGGAGCAGGCCGUCAUUCUGGGGAUCUGCACUGACUUCCAGAAGAAUAACCCCGUCCAUAAACUGACUGAAGAGGAACUCCUGGCCUUUACAUCUUGUAUCCUCAGUCAGCCGAAGUUCUGGGCUGUAGAAGUCACAGCACUUUGCCUCAGGACCAAACUGGAAAAGGGGAAUUCCCGAUGUGUCGAGAGAGCCAUGAUGCAAACCCAGGCGAUAGUAGACCACUUUGAAGACAAGAACUGUCCCGUAACCGAGCGGCUCAAGGGGUUCUACUCCUGCCAAGCCCCCCCAAGAUGGGAUGUCCAGAAACAGCUGGCCAGCCUGCUGACGGACCUCGGCUGCACCAGUUCGUCUCUGCUCAUUUAUGAAAAGUUAGAGCUCUGGGAAGAUGUAGUUAUCUGCUAUGAGAGGCUGGGCCAACAUGGCAAGUCUGAGGAGAUUGUUCGCAGAGAGUUGGAGAAGAAGGAGAAGCCCAGUCUCUACUGCCUACUGGGAGACAUAUUGAGGGACCAUCGGUACUACGACCGGGCGUGGGAGCUGUCAGGCCGACGCAGUGCCAGAGCCAUGCGCUCCAAAGCCCUGCUGCACCUCCGCAGCAAGGAGUUCCAGCAGUGUGUGGACUGCUUUGAGCAGUCGCUCAAAAUCAACACCAUGCAGCUCGGAGUGUGGUUUUCUCUCGGUUGUGCCUACUUUGCCCUGGAGGGUUAUGAGGGAGCUGCCAAAGCUUUCCAGAGGUGUGUGGGACUCGAGCCAGAUAAUGCAGAAGCAUGGAACAACCUCUCUACAGCCCACAUUCGCCUCCAAAAGAAAGACAAAGCCUUUUGUACGCUGCGGGAAGCACUGAAGUGUAACUACGAACAAUGGCAGAUCUGGGAGAACUUUCUUGUUGUAAGCACUGACAUCGGGGAGUUUGCUGAAGCCAUAAAGGCCUACCAUCGCCUGAUGGACCUCAGGGAAAACUACAAGGACAUCCAGAUUAUACAGAUCCUGGUUAGAGCAGUUGUUGAAAACCUGACGGACAGGCAGGGUGUGCAGGCAGAGACUCUCCGAUCCAAACUGAAGGGGCUCCUGGGGCGGGUCAGUUCCCGCCACAGUAGUGACUGUGAGAUAUGGCAGCAGUACGCUCUGCUGUACGGAGACGGGCACAGCGCCAACCCGGAUGACAACGAAAAGGCUAUCCAGUUCCUAUCUAAGGCCCAUCGUUGCGAGGUUCAGGCUGGUGGUUGGGAUAAAGAACCUGGUCUCUUCAAGGAGGUGAUCAAAAGAGCCAUCAAUAUGGGUGAAGGUGAGAGCACCAUCCAGUUGUAGAAACAGAUUCAGAAACCAUCGUGUUGUUUUCUUCCAGGGAUCCUGUAUGUUUGAUACGCUGCUACUGAGUCUCACUUUGCCAUGACUAAACCAUUUAAGAAUACCUUUUGACUAAACGGUAGUACCGUCUGUCUAACAGGAAGUCCUUCGUACUGCCUUGUGUUGCUGACAAAACUGACAAAGCAGAUUUGACAAAAGCUUAAAUUGAAAGCAGUAAUGUCCACAAUAACUUUUUGAAUAUUGGAAUAAGGAUUUGUAGCAAUCAUAAUCAACAUUAAGUUACCACUUUACUGUUCAUAUUCCGAAACCUUUUUUCUACUGCAGAACCUCGUCCAGUAAACCACAGACCUCUUUAGAAACUCAAGAACGUUACCUGUGUUUCUACCGGAGAAACCAACGGGUCAUUUUAGUUUCUUUACCAAAGUUGAGAGUCCAAACGUUGUUUCAAAUCCUCUGGAACAUUAAAUUAAUCAAUCAAUCAGAUUGGUAAUAAGUGAAGUGUUUUCUGUUGUGUACUAUUGAUAUUUAAAGGAAUGGGACCACAUGGGGAAAUGAAAAAAGUCAGUUUUAAGUCAGAAUUCUAACUUUCACUUCAUUUCAUCCACUUUAAACUCUGAACUGAAAUACAUUUUUGAAUCGGGGCCCUAAUCCUCUUCAGUAGAUAUUGAUAUUGAAAUUACAUAAUACCUGCACAAUGUUGUAGUUAAAUGCUGAAUCAGUAGAGUACUCAUUUUAAGCAUUUUCGCUUUGCAAUGCAGCAUAGGACUCUUCUUUCUGGUUACCAGAGGAAAGUAAUGCAGGCAUCCACUGGUUGGCACUUUUGGAUAAAGGAAUAUUGACCGUUAGCAGCUGAACUCUGUGUAUAAGCAUGACAUCAGUAUGCCACUGUGUAAUUAAGUAGACAGUGAGUACUCUCCACCUCCACCCUGGAAUACACAUUCCACUUAGCUCCAUUGUAUGUGUGGGUGCUGCAUCCACACAGACUACAAGACUCCAAAGAAUGCAGAUGCAGCAGAGCAUCAAAAAUCCCAACAGCUUGACCUUUAGAGACUCAGCUUAGACAGAGACAGAACCAGAAGGCAGGAAACGGCUAGUUUUCCUUUUCAUUUGGAGAGACCUGUUAAACGUAUCACCAGUAUGAACUAUUCUGGCCCCAAACCAGCUGACAUACAAUGCUAUCAGCAAAGUGUACUGGUGUGUUCAUUAGGGCUGUAAAGGGCUGAAGCUGAUAGUCUGCAGAUUAUUUUCCUGUUUUUUUGAUUAUUCGUUUUGUCUUUCAAAUGCCAAUGUUACAAUUCACAAAAGCCAAGUCAACUUUUUCAAAUGUCUCGUUUUUUUAUUUAGUUUAAAAUGUUAAACAAAGAGAAAGUAGUAACGCUUACAGUUGAGAAGCUGCAACCAAUUCACGUUUUUUACGAGAAACAAUGACUUAAGCGAUGAAUCCAUUGUUUACAUAAUUGCAGACUAUUGUAUCGACUAAUUGAUUGUUUCAGCUCUAAUCUAUUGUGCAGAACUCAUGCAGUCCCUUUCACAGUGUGACUUUAUAUUAUUAGAUAUGUUUUGUUAUUGCUGAUAUAAAGUGUGAACAUCAUUUAGAUUUGUAAAGUUGUAACUAUUUUUUGAAUUUCUUCAACAAUCCAUCAUAUUUCAUAAACUGAUUAGAGCUCAAGUUUAGUUUUACACUUUAAAAUGUGCUCUUCAUACAUCGCUCAGCCACAGCUCUGAAAUAAUCACAUUGAAGGGAUCCUUGUUUAAAAUGUUUGUUGUGCAUUUGUUGAAAUGCUAAUGUUAGCUUAUAUUUCAUUAUCCAUCCAUC